Rhizoctonia solani is the source of this 1017-nucleotide messenger RNA. RefSeq names its product lysophospholipase nte1. NCBI's taxonomy places the organism in Eukaryota, Fungi, Basidiomycota, Agaricomycetes, Cantharellales, Ceratobasidiaceae. The record is from RefSeq and is a predicted model, not a curated record. The coding region runs from base 1 to 1017 and encodes 338 amino acids. The transcript has a single exon. Gene Ontology annotation, molecular function: protein binding.
AUGCUAGCCAAUGCACCCAUUCUCCGUGCACUGACAUAUGGUGGCAUAGGCUACGAUGAUUUGUGCAAGCAGGGAGAGUUCCACCAUCAUCGGUUCCUUCGCUUCGGCAACUUGGACGACAUUGAAAAAGCGAUCGAGUGCGGAAACCGCUCGCUCGAUCUGAUCACUGAAGAACACCCAGGGAUGGCAUAUCGAUUAAAUUGUCUAGGAAACUACUACUAUCAUCGGCAUCGGCGUCUCGGACAUCUGGACGACUUGAAGAAAUCGUUUGAAUACCGCGUCCGCGCAACAAGAUUGACUCUCGAGAACGAUCCGAACUUACCAACUGUGCUGAGUAAUCUAGGGAUUUCAUACCGUCAGCAAUAUCAACAGGUGGGAGACGUGGCUGACCUGGAGAAAGCGAUCGAACACUUUUCUCGUGCACUUGCGCUCACUCCUGACGGCCACCCUGACCUGCCACGCCGCCAUGCUGCUCUAGGAGUGUUGUACACAGACCGAUAUCAACGGAUGGGGGACAUUACUGACCUGGAGAAAGCGAUCGAAUGCGACUCUCGCGCACUUGCGCUCACUCCCGACGGCCACCCAGACCUACCAGGCCGCCAUGGCAAUCUAGGAGUGUCGUACGCAGACCGAUAUCGACGGAUGGGGGACAUUAACGACCUGGAGAAAGCGAUCGAAUGCCACUCUCGUGCACUUGCGCUCACUCCCGACGGCCACCCUGACCUGCCAGACCCUCAUGGCAAUCUAGGAGUGUCGUACAGAGACCGAUAUCAACGGAUGGGAGACAUUAACGACCUGGAGAAAGCGACCGAACACUCGUCUCGUGCACUUGCGCUCACUCCCGACGGCCACCCUGGCCUGCCACGCCGCCAUGCUGCUCUAGGAGCGUCGUACACAGACCGAUAUCAACGGAUGGGGGUCAUUACUGACCUGGGAAAGCGAUCGAAUGUCACUCUCGUGCACUUGCGCUCACUCCCGACGGCCACCCAGACCUGCCACACCGCCAUGGCAAUCUAG